CAACUCAACCGGCUCAUCUCGGAUAUCCAAACGAAAUAUGCGAGUCUCAGAAAACGUUCUCGUGAUGAUUUUGCGCCUGAGGAUCCUGACACAUUCGAGAUUCUCCAAGCUUCUGCACAAAAAGACGACUGCUCUCAUUUUAUCGGUAGGUAUUGUCGAGAUCAAGAGCCAGAGUCCAGCCAGGGUUCUUCUCCGUCGUGGUGAUCAUGCUAAGGAAAUGGCUAAGAUAUGCGCGGAACUCAUAUGAGCCAGCUUCCAAAACACUCUUCGUCCGUCUCGAUCGGUCCAAAGUCUUCUCCCACGGUUUACCCUCGCUCUCGCGCAUGAUGACCCAGGUUCACAUCUGGCACUGUAUGGCUGACAGCCUGACAUCGACGCCUGCCGACUCGUAUACGAAGCGCUGAGCGUCGUCGACGGCGAAUACGAAAUUUGGCGGCAAUUCGUCAGGUCGAACCCGGAACCGAAAUGGAAGUUCGUACAGCCCAACAUCUUCCUGGGAGACGAUGACACGGUCGAGCUGAGGGAAUAUCCGGCGAGCAACGAGGGUAUUAUCCAAUCGUUUUUUCGAGAGGGGAUUUUGACGAAGAAUUUAUCUAGCGGAGAAUUAGAAUAUGAGAAAUGGAACAUGAUUUAUGGCGCUGGGACUUGAAA
Molecule: messenger RNA, 651 nt
Organism: Daldinia vernicosa
Lineage: Eukaryota; Fungi; Ascomycota; Sordariomycetes; Xylariales; Hypoxylaceae
Exons: 2
Coding region: 207-404 (65 amino acids)
Source: RefSeq, a predicted model, not a curated record